Molecule: messenger RNA, 1098 nt
Organism: Fomitopsis serialis
Lineage: Eukaryota; Fungi; Basidiomycota; Agaricomycetes; Polyporales; Fomitopsidaceae
Exons: 4
Coding region: 1-1098 (365 amino acids)
Source: RefSeq, a predicted model, not a curated record
AUGACUAUCAUGCCUUCUUACUUUCGCAACUGGUUUGGUGGCUCGAGCAGCACUGCUGGGUCCUCUAAGUCUCACAGCCGCUCGCGCUCUGCGGGACCUGCUGCUCCCAUCUAUGCGCCUGCUGGCGCCUCCAGUGGUAGCGCAAACACCCAGCGCAGCUACACGAAUCCCUCGCCGCUUCGCUAUGCUACCGGCCCUGAUACACGAACAGCGCACGGUUAUGCGAAGCGCAGUGCUACUUCACCUUACGCGGAACCGCGCGCGAACAGCCUGCGUCGGGCAAGCUACAAGACUCGCGAACCCGCUCAAUAUGCGACGUAUACCUCUGCCGGCGGGCGCAUUACGCCGCCUGGCUCACAUUCGAAUUCAAGUUCCUCGCUCUUCGGUAUGGGGGCGCCACGGUCGUCUAGCUCUGACAUGGGGCACCACAGUGGGCGCUCCUCUGUUGACGUCCGUCCGCCCUUGAGGCAGAACCAGAGUUGGCAAUCUAGUGUCGGCACUGCGUCAUCUUGUGACUGCUACUCGCGGCCUCGUACGCCUAUGCUGCAUAUGCAUCCACUCCUCGCGUACACGCGUCUUCACCACGCGCCGCUCACGUACGACGUCACAUUCACGCCAUCGGCACGGACGGUCCUGGACCGUGCAACCCACUCUGCCAUUCCUUCGCAUACCCUUGCCCAACCUGCCACGGAGCCGCCCAUGCCUUCGGGCGCCCGUCUCGUCCUCCGCUCGUCAAAGUUCCCAUGGCCAGUUAUCGUAUCUGCGCCCCCGACCACGGCUUCGCCCGGUCCUCGUUUCACCGUGGGCCCUCCGAAGCUGAGCGGAACCAUCACGAACCUUGAUGUCCUCUAUGCUGUGCAUACCACACUCAUGACGCCCGUGACGCCAGAGGAGUGGGCGGCUCUGGGGAACGGGAGCCGGGCACAGCAGAAGGUCGCGAAGGCGUACGAGCGUCGAUGCACACGCAUGGGUGGCGGUUGGGAGGCUGGUGUCCGUCGCGUUGACUGGCUCGGUGAGAAGACACGGCUGGUCGGCGUCGAGGUCGACAAGAGCGGCGGUGGCGGAGGCACCGGCAAGCUCAUCUUCGAGAAGCCGUGA